Molecule: messenger RNA, 1158 nt
Organism: Eremothecium gossypii ATCC 10895
Lineage: Eukaryota; Fungi; Ascomycota; Saccharomycetes; Saccharomycetales; Saccharomycetaceae
Product: AAL001Wp
Exons: 1
Coding region: 1-1158 (385 amino acids)
Biological process (GO): nuclear-transcribed mRNA catabolic process, non-stop decay; nonfunctional rRNA decay; ribosome disassembly
Cellular component (GO): cytoplasm
Source: RefSeq, marked provisional
AUGAAGUUAAUAAGCCAAUCGAAGGGCACCAGCUCUUCAGAGGUGUGCUUAGUGGUCGUCGCACAAGACAAGGAAGACCUCUUUACGCUCUAUAAUAUUAUCAACACCGAUGAUGAACUGAUAUUCAAAAAGAAGCUAACCUUAAAGUUGGAUGAGGCAGGAAAGAAGAAGUCGACUGAACUCGUGCGGUUGCGUGUGAAGGUAGUAUCCUCAGAGUUUGAACCACAACACGAAUUUUUAAAGUACAAAGGAAUUACUACGGAGGACGAUGCUGGUAAGGCCAAUGUGGAUGUCGCCCUGGGCAAAUUCUUCAGCUUUACAGUUGAUUACCAGUAUCCUUUUACAAUCAUUAAGAAAGACUUUAAUUCUUACUGUCAGAAGCUGAUAAAUGAAGCCUGCAACCUAGAAAGUCGUUCAGAUAUGGCUGCCGUUGUACUACAGGAAGGUUUAGCUCAUAUCUGUCUACUGAGUAGCUUUUCGACUAUUCUGAAGCAAAAAGUAGAAUACUCACUGCCCAAGAAGAAGAGGUCGGUGGACGUGUUGAAAUUUGAUGAAAAGACAGAGAAGUUCUACAAAGCUAUCUAUAAUGCAAUGCUGAAGCACUUUGACCUAUCCCAGUUAAAAGCAGUGAUUUUAUGUUCACCAGGAUUCUAUGCCAAAACUUUGUAUGAGAAAAUACUUCAGUAUGCCCAAACCAAUCAGGAGAAAACAGUAAUAGACAAUAAAGACAAAUUUCUAGUCGCACACUGCUCUACUGGUUACUUACAGGGCAUAUCAGAGGUGCUCCGUGAUCCAGCUUACUCACAGAAAUUACAGAAUACCAAAAAUUCUGGACAGCUACAAGUGAUGGACGCAUUUUUGAAGCAUUUGAAUGACGAUGAUAAUAAAUCGUGGUAUGGUGAAGCUGAAAUCACGAAGGCUUGUGAAUUUGGCGCUAUCGAAACGUUGUUGAUUACGGACGAUUGGUUGAGGGCUGACAGCGUUUCUGUUCGGAACAAAUCAUUAAAAUUGAUUAAGGACGUGGAAAAUAUGGGUGGGAAGGUGUGCGUGUUUAGUUCAAUGCAUUCUUCAGGUGAGGAACUGAAUAGUCUAACUGGAUUGGCUUGUAUUCUAAAGUACCCAAUACCGGACCUUGAUGAACACGAAGAUGAAGACUAA